AUGCAAUAUCAAUGGGACGAAUCUUCUAAAACCCUUACAGUCACAUCAGAUGACCCAAAUGUUGAAAGUACUCAAACAAUUCAUCAAAAUGAUGCUGUUCACAUCAGAAUUAGAGGAUCUAUUAAGAAACUUGGCAAUUUCAUAUUCAGUAACUAUACAAAUGUUGAAACCAUCGAAUUUCCAGAUUCAAUUGAAGAAUUAGGAAAUAAUGUUAUUACUUUUUCUCUAAUCACCGAAAUACGCUUACCUUUUCAGUUGAAAACAGUUGAACCUUUAGGACCGUUUGAAUAUAAUUAUAAACUUGAAAAAUAUAUAAUUAAUCCAAAUCACGCAAAUUUUAAAGUUAUUGAUGGAGUAUUAUACUCCAGAGACAUGACAAAAAUAAUUAGUAUACCUCCUAAUUGGAAUUCUAAGAUAUUCACAGUGCCUUAUGGAGUAAUUACGAUAUUUUGUUCGGCAACUGAUUGUUUACAAAAUAUCGAACAAUUAAUAUUCCCACAAACUGUUUCUUAUAUAGAAGGUAUUCUCUUCAAGCCAAAAGUCAUAAAAAAAUUUAUAAUUUAUCGAAAAGUUAAUUCGCAAGAUCAAAUCACAUGGGCUCAAACAAUCGAUGACUUUGCUAAUUCUUCUGUUCAAAAGAAUGAUAUCAAAUAUGUUUAUUCUAAUGUAUAUUCAACUUAUUUCAAAGAAAAUAAAACAGCAGUUGUCUCAACAACAAAUAAUAACAACAAAUAUGAAUAUUCAGAUAAUAUCCUCAGUCAUGAUACGAACAUCAACACAAUCAUAUAUCCUAAAUCUGUUGACAAAAUAUCAUCUUCUUGUUUCAAACCAAUGAGUCAUAACAGUUUUUAUAUUCAAGACUUCACUGGUUACACAACAAUCACUAUCAAAAACCAUCUCUACACUACAUAUUGUUCUAAUUAUCUUUCCAUUCACUUUUCACUAUCAUUCAUUCUUCUUUUAUAA
Molecule: messenger RNA, 966 nt
Organism: Trichomonas vaginalis G3
Lineage: Eukaryota; Parabasalia; Trichomonadida; Trichomonadidae
Product: ribonuclease inhibitor domain-containing protein
Exons: 1
Coding region: 1-966 (321 amino acids)
Source: RefSeq, a predicted model, not a curated record